GCAUAUCACGACUAGAUCCGAGAGAAAGAAUAUACUGAUCUAUUAGAAACACGAAUACAAUAGGAUGGAAGGAACAACACUUGGUUCAUUCUCCCAUAUAAAACAUUUCAUGAAAGGGUUAACUUUAGUUAUCAUGCUGUCGUCUGCGGUAUCAGCAAGUGCCUUUUUGACCGAGGAAAAAUGGCGCCGUCCAUGUGGCGUGAGCAAUGGUCCUAUCGCGGGAUCACCUGGAGGCCCACCAACACAUUCUCCAGAUAUCAUAUUAGCAGGAAUGCUACCUAUCCUACAAAGUGCCAUCACAGCAGCAGAAUCACUUAAACAUAAAUACAUAUCAGAAAGAUUGACUGCGAGAAGGGUACCGAACCUUGAUACUUUUCAUUUUGAUGGUAUGCCGGAUGUUACCAUGACAACAUCAGAAAUUGAAGAAUCUCUUGUUGAUAUCAAUCUUGCUCAUAUGUCAAACUACAAGAAACUAUCAAAGGUUUUGGUAUUUCUGGAGCAAGUCAGAUUUGACGAGACCUUUAUGGAUAGCAGCAUAGACACGUACAAGGAGGAGGUUCAGGAAAUUGAGAUAGUCAUUUUGAACGUCAUGUGUGUAAAACAAAGACUCAUCCAAAAUGCUGGAGCUCAGAUCGAUCACAUAUCACAUACUGAAAUGUCACAAGAUAUUAGAGUCACUGCGAACGACCAUGAACGUCACGAACGAGAUUACGUCAUCGUCAAGGAUACGUUUCAACUGCUUGAAACGAUGCAUGUCCAUGUUACUGCAAUAAACAACCAGAUGAGGCAAAGCCAGUAGAUGAGAUGUGGCCCAAACGAGACAAUUUCAGUCAGGAAUUCUAAAGUAGAUUAUAUUAAUCACCAUAAUGAUUGAAAGUGAUCAUUGUAGUAGUUUUAAUUCAAUACUUGAACUACCUGGUAUCACAGAUUGUGUAAGUCACUGUGAUGGGUCCAACUUAUUAUUAGGUCAGUGAUGCUGAAGUAACACUAACAUUGAUUUAAACGAUUUUCGGUUAUACCAUAUCAUUUUAACACCGUUAUAAAAGCGAGUGUGUUUAUUUAUUGAUACGUGUAUGUAUGUCGGUGACAUAAAUACAAUAUCAGACUAUAUGUCGUCAAUAUCUGUCUCAGUGUGAUCACUGUUAUACAUUGUACAUGCCACUAACAUCUAUGGUGAAUAUUGUGUGAGUGUGAGGUAGCAGCACGAUACCUAUACUAACAUUUUACAAGGAUUGCUAAAUGUUAUUUAUUAUCCAUAUUAUGUGUUUGUGUGACGUCAUCAUGGAUGCCUUAUUGUAAUAUAUGUUUAUAUACAUUCCAAUCAUGCCUAUGUGAUUUACACGUCCCUAUUAGAGAUUUUUUUUUAUAUAUGAUAUUUACACAACAUGGAUCUGUGAUAUGCUGAGAAUAUUAGUAAACAAGAAUUUUAUUUUUACAUUGUAUUUAAUUCGUAUUUUGAAUUAAAUAAACUUUACAUUUGUGUCCUUAUUGCA
Molecule: messenger RNA, 1493 nt
Organism: Pecten maximus
Lineage: Eukaryota; Metazoa; Mollusca; Bivalvia; Pectinida; Pectinidae
Exons: 4
Coding region: 65-799 (244 amino acids)
Source: RefSeq, a predicted model, not a curated record